AUGGCGUCAUACUUCGACCUCCCACCGCAGAAGGCGUCGACCGCAACAUGUAUAGAUCAGCUGCCCCAGGACGAGCGCAAACAAUUAGGGCGCAUGAACAGUUUAAUGUCACCCGCAGUGGCACAGAUUCUCGAGGGCUUAGGCGAUGAGCAUUCGGACAGUGAUAGCAGCGAAGGAGGGUUAUCGGACGAUGAGGAUCAAGACGCUAUUGAACACACCAAAAAGCAUGACCCGAUUGAAAAUUUGCGCAAAAACAAGCAAAAACACGUCGCUGCACAGGCACCGAGGCCAUCUUCUCUAUCACCUUGCAGGAGUAAUCCAAGAUCUUCAAAUAGAGGGUCUGGCAAGUCAAAAUCCUCGUCCACACGUACUGAAAAGGACAGCCCGGCAAAAGCCAAACUGAAGCAGCCAACAAUGGCACGCUUUCAUUCUCUUCGCAGCAUGCUUUUCCAACAGCGAAUUGAAGACAAGAUAAAGACGGCAACGGAGGAAGAUUGCCAGAAAGAGCAGAAUUCGGCAGACAGGUGGAGAAGUCAGCACGAAGAACGGCAAAUGCAUCGGCCCAAGACGCCAGAGAAAGACGUGCAGCAGAAGAACGGGAUUGGAAGCAGGCUCAAGAUGACGAUGCGCAGGAUGACUACCAGAGAUGCGGGAGGCAUGGAGAAGAUAAGAGAGGAUGGGGCGCCGGUCGAGUUUAACGAUCGGGCUUCGACAGCGUCGUCGGAUAACGAGGGCGAGCAGGAUCAAGUGUCGAGACGUCGUCAAGAUAGCGACAACAAAAGUAUUGACCAUGCAGAUGUGGAGGACCUGGUUCGGUGGGUCAGCCAGCGGGAUACUCCUAGCGAUGGCGAGGCGCGGAAAGGCGGUGUUGUGGAAGUAAAGGAAGACAGCGGUCACGAAAGCAUUGGAGAUGCUGAUGUUGAUGACCUCGUUCGACAUGUAAGCCGGAAUCGAGAAGUCGAAGAUGAUAAAGAAGUCAGAGUGCACUCUGGUUACAGCGAUGCGCCAACCGAGUCGGAUAGCGAGUUGCAUCACGUAUCCUCUGGCGAAGAGGAAGAUGCAGAUGAUCUUGUACGCUGGAUAUCGCACCGGGAGGGCCCCAAGGCAGGCCCAGUACGUCGCAACCUAGAAAAGCACGAUCUCGACUCAGACGUAGGAGAGCACUAUGACUCCGAUGUCCCAGAGCUGGGCCGAUGGUUCAAACGCCACGAUGGCACGAGCGGCGAAUCCGCACCGGCCUCACUGGUAGACGGAAACAUCCAGGAACUCAUUGAGGAGGAAGAGCGGGGUCGCCCACGCAGCAGGGAAUCCGCUGACAGACCCAAGGAGAAGCGACACAUGACCGAAGACGAUGUCGACGAACUCGUCCGCUGGGUAACUCGCAAACACGACAAACCAACUGAAAGCGAAACCAGGGUAGAAACCCUCCAGCGCGAGGAAGAAGAGAAGAAACAUGAACUAGGCAUGAGUGUAGUAGACCAGGGCAGUCUGUCAAACGCAGACGUUCGAGAUCUUGUCGACCAUGCACGACAAACUAGCAGGGAAACAUCAUCGCCACCACCACCACCACCACCACCACCACCACCAGGAGUGGAAACCGGCGACUUGCGUGCGCUGCGCUGCGAUAAGGAGCAGAAGAGUUCACGCCGAGAUUUCCAAAAUGACCUCAGCAGCAAGAGAGACGAUCUCGAUGACAAGAAAGAAGAGCAGCUUGGUAUGAGCUUGGACGAUGGCUCGUUAAGCCACAGCGACGUACAGGAUUUGGUCGCGCAUGUACAGAAGAGACAGGUUUGA
This is a messenger RNA of Pyrenophora tritici-repentis Pt-1C-BFP, 1794 nucleotides long. The record is from RefSeq and is a predicted model, not a curated record. NCBI's taxonomy places the organism in Eukaryota, Fungi, Ascomycota, Dothideomycetes, Pleosporales, Pleosporaceae.